GUCCUGUGAGACAACGUUAUUAUGGAUAGAAAAGUGUAUACUGCAAAAGUAAAGAAUCCCAGAGUAAACGCGAACAUCUUCAGCAUAUUAACAUUCUCUUGGGUUUUACCAACUUUUUGGCUAGGCUUUCGUCGAAAUCUUGAAAUAACUGAUUUAUACACACCGCUUAAAGAGCAUACAAGUGGUAUUCUUGGUGUCAAAAUAGCGAAGGCAUGGGAGAAAGAAUGUGAGGCGUAUCAAUGUCAACUGGAGCAGAUCGCGAAAACUGGGUCACAGAAAAAAGUCAAAGAGCCCAGCCUGAUGAGAGUCCUCAUCAGGUGUUUCGGUUUCAAGAUUCUACUAUACGGGAUUUCAAUGGCCGUUAUGGAGAUCCUGCUCAAGGUGCUGCAACCAUUAUUAAUAGGUCAGAUGCUGCUUUAUUUUAACACUACAGAUGUCGAUAAGUACUACACAUAUGGCUGCGCUGUUGGCAUCAUUUUAUGUUCCUUUAUAAAUGUAUUCGUCUUCCAAUUGUACAUGAUGAGUACUGUGCAUAUAGGCAUGAAGAUCCGCAUAGCUUGUUGCUCGCUAAUUUACCGCAAAACGUUAAAGAUGACUAAAACCGCGUUGGACAAGAUGACGAUUGGCCAGGCAGUCAAUCUGCUGUCCAACGAUGUCAGCAAAUUCGACAUCAGUAUCACAUUUCUCCCUUAUCUGUGGUUCGGUCCCUUAAAGACUAUCAUCAUCACAUACAUCAUGUACUAUGUGAUCGACAUUGGAAUAUCGUCUAUCAUCGGUGUCGCUUUUUUACUGAUGUUCAUCCCUUUUCAAGUAUGGAUGGCCCAAAAGUCAUCAGAGUUGAGAUUAAAAACUGCUAUCAGAACCGACGAGAGGGUACGAUUGACGAAUGAGAUUAUCAGCGGAAUCCAAACCAUCAAGAUGUAUACCUGGGAGAAUUUAUUCAGCGCUCUUAUAGAAAAAGCAAGAAGGAGAGAAGUUAAUAUCAUCCAGUGGGUAUCAUACAUUAGGGGUGUCAUCAUGUCUUUCAUCAUCUUUACCACAAGAAUGUCGCUAUUUAUUACAGUGUUAGCUUACAUGUUGUUCGGCUACAAAAUAACGGCCGAGAAGGUGUUUGUGAUAAAUGCAUAUUAUAACAGUUUAUGCUCAGUCAUGGCUAUUUCCUUUCCGGACGGGAUGACACGAGCAGGGGAAGCGAUUGCAUCCGUGAAACGGUUGCAGAAAUUUUUGCUGUAUGAUGAACUGAUACCCUCCGAGAUCGAAGUGAAGAAAUAUAUUAAGGAGAAUAAGACAGAGAAUACAAAGGAGGAUCUAAUCGAGCAAAAUAAAAACGACUAUACAAUCGCACACCAGCCGAAAUAUAUCGAGUAUAGUAUCUCUAUCGAGAAUGGCAGUGCUAAGUGGCUAAACUAUGAACAGGAAGACACUUUGCAGAGUAUUAACUUGAAGGUGCGUCCUGGUGAACUGAUCGCUAUCAUCGGCCAGGUCGGUGCGGGAAAGAGCAGUCUGUUGAACAUUAUCCUCAGAGAAUUGCGUUUACAAAAAGGUUCUAUUCAAAUUAACGGCAAGAUUUCUUAUGCUAGUCAAGAACCGUGGCUGUUCGCUGGGUCGGUGAGGCAGAAUAUUCUAUUUGGACGACAGAUGGAUAAGAUUCAAUACGAUCGUGUAAUUAAAGUGUGUCAAUUAAGGAAAGAUUUUAGUCUGCUGCCUUGUGGUGACAAGACGAUUAUGGGUGACAGGGGUAUCAGUCUGUCUGGUGGUCAGCGUGCAAGAAUAAACUUAGCAAGAGCCGUUUAUGCUGAUGCCGACAUAUACCUCAUGGACGAUCCUUUGAGCGCCGUGGACGCUCGUGUCGGCAAGUAUAUGUUUGAAAAAUGCAUCGGUAAAUAUUUAAAAAACAAAACUCGGAUUCUCGUGACACAUCAGUUGCAAUAUCUUCAUAAUGUCGAUAGAAUUAUCGUUUUGAAAAACGGAACCAUCCAGGCAGAAGGUACUUAUGACGAGCUAAUCUCAAUGGGAGUGAACUUCGGCAGAUUGUUAGAAGACCAAACGAAGGCUGAUAGAAAAAUCUCUCAACCUUCUUCGACUCCUGUUAGUCGUAGCAAUUCACGCACUAGUAACACGUCGCUCAGUUCUUUCAUGACGAAUAGUACUUCGAAACAAGAGCCUAAUGAAGUGAAUGAGUUGCGAGCGGUAGGCAAUGUUUCCGGCAAAGUAUUCAUUGGUUAUCUCCAUGCUGGGGGCAAUUGGUGCAUAAUAUCUGUAGUGGCUACGCUUUUUAUCCUGACACAAUUAGCUGCCAGCAGCGUUGAUUACUUUCUUGCACAAUGGGUUAAUAUAGAGGAAAACUACAUAAAUCAAACGAAUGAUGGCAUUGUGGAAGAUCCAAGAAGUCUAUUCACCCGCAUGGAGUGUGUCUACAUCUACAGCGGAUUGAUCGUGCUGACAAUCUGCAUCACCUUCAUUCGCUCGUGGGCCUUCUUCUGGACGUGCAUGAAGGCCUCGAUGCGUUUACACAAUCGUAUGUUCCACAGCAUCAGUCGUGGCACUAUGCAAUUCUUCAAAAUCAACACAUCGGGACGUAUACUUAAUCGCUUCUCUAAAGACAUGGGCACGAUAGACGAAAUGCUGCCUUCUAUGCUUAUUGAUAGCAUUCAGAUUGGCCUUUUGCUGCUCGGUAUCGUCAUCGUAAUCGCUAUUGUGAACGUGUGGCUAUUGAUACCCACGGUGUUUCUCGGCUUUGUCUUUUAUUACCUGAGAGUCUUCUAUUUGACCAGCAGUCGCAGCAUAAAGCGUCUCGAAAACAUUUGCCGUUCACCGGUUUUCGAUCACCUGAGCGCGACUCUUCAAGGACUACCGACGAUUCGCGCGUUUGGAGCGGAAGCGAUUCUGACAAAGGAAUUUGAUAAUUACCAGGAUACCCAUACGUCAGCAUCAUACAUCUUCUACGCAUCCGCGCGCGCUUUUGGCUUCUGGCUGGAUAUUUUCUGCGUGGUGUAUAUCACGUUGGUCACGCUGAGCUUUCUUGUGAUAAAUAGCUAUAACCGCGGUUCAAUGUAUGGCGGAUAUGUAGGCUUGGCGAUCACGCAGGGUAUUAAUCUCACUCGGAUGUUACAGUGGGGUAUGCGCCAGAGCACCGAGGUGGAGAACCACAUGACUUCAGUGGAACGUGUUCUUGAGUACAGCAAUGUAGAUAGUGAGCCCCCUUUUGAGAGUGUUCCGAGUAAAAAGCCCAAGCCCGAAUGGCCUCAGGAAGCCAAAAUCGAGUUUAAAAACGUGUUCUUACGUUAUGCGCCGUUAGAGCCACCAGUGCUCAAAAACCUCAGCUUCGUCAUCUUUCCUCAGGAGAAAAUCGGCAUUGUAGGCAGGACUGGCGCUGGCAAGUCAUCUCUGAUUCAGGCAGUCUUCCGUCUGGCUAACGUGGAUGGUUUGAUUGAGAUCGACAAAAUCGAUACGAGUCAGAUCGGCUUGCACGAUCUUCGUUGCAAGAUUAGCAUUAUCCCGCAAGAACCAUUCCUAUUUUCCGGCAGCCUGAGACGUAACCUCGAUCCGUUCGAUUUGUAUCCAGACGAACCUCUGUGGCGAGCUCUUGAGGAGGUCGAAUUGAAAGAAAUAGGCUUGGAGGCCCACAUCAAUGAGGGCGGUUCCAAUCUCAGCGUUGGUCAGCGACAGUUGGUCUGUUUGGCCCGUGCUAUUGUAAAGAACAAUCCGAUACUCGUGCUAGAUGAAGCAACUGCGAAUGUGGACCCGCGAACAGACGAGUUGAUUCAAACAACGAUCAGGAAAAAAUUCGAAAAGUGUACGGUGCUAACGAUUGCCCAUCGGCUUAAUACCGUUAUGGAUAGUGAUCGUAUUUUGGUAAUGGUCGCUGGCAGUGUCAUGGAAUUCGAUCAUCCUCACGUGUUACUGCAAAAGGAGACGGGCUACUUGAAGAGCAUGGUUCAGGAGACUGGCACGACGAUGGCGGAGGCUUUGGCCAACAUCGCCCGUGACAACUAUCAGAAUCGCAUAUUUACGUCUCUUUAAUGUACUCACAACGUAAAUUUCUUGUAAUUGCGUCUCAUAUGCACCGUAAUAUA
Molecule: messenger RNA, 4076 nt
Organism: Cyphomyrmex costatus
Lineage: Eukaryota; Metazoa; Arthropoda; Insecta; Hymenoptera; Formicidae
Product: probable multidrug resistance-associated protein lethal(2)03659
Exons: 14
Coding region: 22-4023 (1333 amino acids)
Biological process (GO): transmembrane transport
Cellular component (GO): membrane
Molecular function (GO): ATP hydrolysis activity; ABC-type transporter activity; ATP binding
Source: RefSeq, a predicted model, not a curated record